AUGGCACGUAAUAAGGUUCGACUCUUAAAACUUUUUAGGACUUGAACUAAUUAUUCAUUUGUUUUUAUCAUCUAUUCGUUUGGUAGCUUAGUUCGGUUUUUUUCCCCCAUGCGCACAUAUUUGUAUUUUUUUGGCUACUCUAUAAGUUUGUUUUCUUUUCUUUGAGCGGUGGGAUUUCCCCUGAGCAGAGGAAAUACAUUAUUCGUGUUUCUUGUAUAUUUGUGUCUUUUAGACAUUCAUUGGAGUUCCAAGGGUAGAUUAUUUCAACUUUCAGAAGAUUAAAACAGUCGGCUGGCAACCGGAGCCGGCUGAUGUCGGCUGUAAUGCGUUAUUCCCUUUUUAUUUAUUUAUUUAUUUAUUUAUUUAACAUACUCAUUUCGCAGGAAUCUCUGACUUUACUGCUUGAUAUUGGCCCAUCCAUGCACAACGCUCUUCCAGAUGUCGAGAAAAUUUGCUCAAUACUUGUCCAGAAGAAGGCAAGUCGUUUCUCAUCUUUUCUCAUUUCUUGAUUUAUGCCAACAUUUGUUUCAUUACGUAGUUCAAUGUGCCUAGAAGAGCUCAGCACGUUAGGGUCUUGUCGUCCUUUACUUUGGCUCGAAACAAGUCUAACUUUUGUUAGCUGAAUUAUUCUUUUGUUGCAGUUAAUUUAUGGGUGGAAUGAUGAUGUUGGAGUUGUGCUGUUUGGAACAGAAGGUGUAUUCAUCUGCUCUACAGAGAAAAUGGCUGACUUGGAUCUCUAUAAAAUGAUCUAACUGAUCCAAGUGGGCAUUUUUGUGAAAGGACUUCUAUCAAUAGUAGAAUCAUUUUUUUUUCAAAUUUCUUGUGUCACAUUUUUUUUCAAAUGCUGAAUCUUAUCUAAGGAGGUUUUUUUUUCAUAUUCAAAACAUGAAAAAUGCAUAAAACUUACCUGUAUCUACCACUAGAGUUGUUUUUUGAGCUUAGUUGCAGUGUGCACACAAUGUACUUUGCUGAUAAAGUAUUUGCAAAGAUCAGUUUUAUGCCUGAGCUUCUGUUGCCAACUUUUAUGACUCGUAUCGUAAUAUUCUUGUUGUUCAAUAAUUCGAUUGUAUUGUUUUCUAUUUUAUGACUUCUGCAUUGUUGGAGUCUACAGAAACAGACAAUGAUUUGGCAAAGCAAGUUGGAGGUUAUGAUCACAUUGUGGUUCUGAAUGGGAUCAGCACUGUCAACAGGAAUCUAUUGGGAACUUUAAAGAAGCUCCCUCGAGGGACUGUAGCUGGUGACUGUAUCCCUUUAUGAAAUGAACUAUAUUUUGGUCUUAAUAUAUACAUCUGUGUUUUCAUGUCUGCCAAUCAGAGUAUCUUUCUGUGUAUCAGUUUCUUAGUGAGUGGCGCUCCUGAGUUGGCUCUCUCCUGCAAAAAUCUGUUCAUGAAAACCGCACUUCAUUGGAUUUUUGUUUUUAGAUAAUGCAAUGUUAAUGAUAAGGUGAGUAAUUAAAUUUGAGCUUCAUAUGGAUUUGACUGAUGGUGAACAAUGCCAUUGUAUCCAGUCCAAUGACAUUAUUUUCUUUUUCAAUUUUUCAGCUUGAUGCUGAAUCUAUUAAUUAUUUGAUGACUGCCGCUUGCUGGCUUUUGAAAACGCUUGAACUGUUAGAGAAGAACAUUUUAAUGUCCUUUUUAUUUUUAAGUGUAUAACGCACAAUUGAUAUGUUUCUAGUAGUAUGUUUAGAAGAUGCUGGUUUAUUUCUUAAAUUUCAACAUUUUGCUGUCCAUAACUCGGGGAAAGUUCUGGAUGCCAUUGUCGUUGGAAUGGAUUUGUUGAUAAAGAAGUUUGGUACAACAAAUAAGGGAAAAAUGCGCCUUUGUCUUAUAACGGAUGCUGAAAGUCUCACAAAGGAGCCUUAUGAAGGUACCAAGGAAGAUCAAGUUGGAAUCAUUUCCGAACAGAUGAAGUCACAUGGAAUCAAAUUAGAUUGUAUAAUCACCAGAAUGUCAUCUGGGAUGGCCGAUCAAAAGAUUUUGGUUGAGAAUGAUUCUCUACUUUGUAAUAUCUCAAGGAAAGGAAAUGCGAAAAUUAGAUAUGUUGCUAGCCCGGCAGCACUUUUGGGUGCUCUUCGAACACGAAAUAUAUCUCCUGUCACUGUUUUCAGAGGCGACCUUGAAUUAAGUUCAAAAAUGAAAAUUAAGGUGAGGUGUCUACACUUAUUCUUUUGACAUUAACCAACAGAUUUGUGCUUAUGAUUUAUUUAUAUUAAUCAACUGUUAUUUUCUGUUGUGCAUACUCUUCGGAGACUUGUAAUGAGAAUUGAUGAACCGAGGUUGAAGUAGUCCCCAUUACUAUUGCUUUUACUUCGAAAAAUGUUUACUUAUUGAGCACCAAGAGGGUCCAUUGACUGACACAUGUCUAUGCUAGAAUUUUGACGGCCACUGUCACACAUGUUUAAACUUGUGCUUGUUAAUAAGUGUUUGUUGUUUUGCUGCUCCGUUUACGAUCAGAGGGCUUGAACCUGCACGACUGUGAAUGCACUGGCAAAUAUUUGUCUGGGUUAAAGUGAGGGGGUGGCAAUGCAUAAUAAUUGCCUAUGGUUUGUAAUUGGUGUAAAUAGAAGAAAGGAAUGUUGUUUGGAUGUUGCAUAGACAUUGUCAAGAAUAGGAAAUGCAUCAGAUAAGUUAGCUUAUGAUGCUGUUUUUUAUGUUGCCAUUGAACGUCAGUUUUCAAUGUUAUAGAGUUUCCUGGAAGAUGAGCAACAUAACUCUUUUACCGAGAUUUAAUUGUUUUUUUUUCAAUAAUUUGAGUUGGAUAAUUUAAUUCUUCACCCGUGUAGAAGAUUUCAAUUUGAUUAUUUGUCAGGGAUGCAUUUAUAUCCCGGUGAAUAUGCUUUUAAUAUUCUUUCUCACAGCUCUUUUCUUCUUCUCAUUUAGAUCUGGGUAUACAAGAAAACGUCUGAGGAAAGAUUUCCCACGCUGAAGAAGUACUCUGAUAAAGCCCCUGCAAGUGAUAGAUUUGCCACUCACGAAGUUAAAGUAGAUUUUGAAUACAAAAGUUUAGAGGAUCCUAGUAGAAAUGUUCCUCCGGAGCAGAGAAUUAGAGGCUAUCGAUAUGGGCCACAAAUAAUUCCUGUUUCAUCAGAUCAAUGGGAGGCUGUCAAAUUCAAACCUGAGAAGAGUGUUAAGCUUCUGGGAUUUACUGAUGCAUCCAACAUUAUGCGGUGAAUUCCUCCCCUUUUGUGUUGUUGGAGCGAUUUAGAAUUUGAUCAUGGAACUCAUCUGUCCUUUCAUUUUUGCCUACAGUAAGGGUGAUCUCUUAUGACCAUCGUGAAAGUUCUAGGGAGCUAGAGACUCCUCAUGGGACUUUCUCAUUUUCACUCUUUGUAUUACUACUUUAUGUGAAGACUAGUGGCUCCCUGUGUGAUGGCUCAUUUCACUCUUUGCUUUCUAAUGGUGUUUGAUUAGGAUAUUCUCAGCAAAUCCAAAUCUUUGCAAACUUUAUUCCUUUUCUAAGUGUAGAUCCUGAGAUUCUGAGCUCUCAAUUGGGGAUUAAAUUCUCUUGGUCUGAAACUUGUUUGCACUUAGAACAAGUUUAGUGAUACACUAUAGAUGCUUAGAUCUCAUGGUAUAGUACUUGCUGAAGUAUCAUCUUUCCCUUUCAUUACUACCAGCAAGUCUAUGGUCAUUGUGUCAAUUUAAAUAAUGUAUGCGAUGAUACUCUGUGUACCCGAAACAGAACGGAUUGGUAUUUACUGAUUUAAUGAAUGAUUUCUGACUCACGAUAACCCUAGCCUAAACCAUUGAAUGAGAAAUCUAUGAAAUCGAUUUUUAGCUUUUUCCUACAUCAAUUUUUCUUGAUUAAGAGUGAGAAGAAAGGCAGGAUUUCAUGCAGGAUCCAAUUUAUAAUGUUUGACAUGAACGAGUUCAGCACCGUUUCAUGGAGCAUGGAUUUUACAGUUCUAACUAGUGAGUUUUGAUAUGGGUAGCAUGCUACUGCCUGAAACUACCAAUACGUGUAAAUAAAUCACAGAUCUAACUAAUUCGGUUAGCAAGUUGAUUUUUUUUUUUGAGAUAUAAAUAAACAUUUAUAACAUCCCUAAUAAAUAGCAGUAGUUUUUUUCAAGUGAAAAAAACUUGAAUUGCGGUAGUUUUUUUCAAAGGAUAUCUGUCUUCACACUGGUAUUUGCUCAAGUUCUAGCAACCGCCUUUAGUUUCGUCUUACUGCAAGGUUUACGCACUUCAUUGCAAGCACUAUGAAACCUUCUUCUAUUGUUUGUCAGUAACUCUGAAUCUUCCAGUCACAAGACGAUAGGUUAGAAAUGCCAUCUGUUGAACUCAUGUGUGAAGAACACAUAAUUCAUGAAAAUUCGGGUGCUGAACUAAGAGUUUGUCAUAUGACCUUGGCACGUGGACUUCUGUGCCGAGUAGAUAUAGUCUUGAAAGCUAUUCUGUGUGAGUAUGGCACCCGAAAGCUAUCCCUGACACAAGUCCUUGUCUCCUUGUCUCCUUAUCUCAUGUGAUUUUAAUUUCCAAUGGAUCGGCUUGUUUUAUGUCUUGAUUUCUUAACAUGAUUUCGAUGGUGCCGAUCAAGUGUUUGAAUUGUCUGGAUUUGUGAUUCUCAUUUCGUUUGCAUUUUUAUUUUUUCUCGUUCAAGGCACUAUUUCUUGAAAGAAGUCUAUGCCUUUAUCCCUGAACCGGGCAACAAAAAAGCUGGUGUUGCAGUAUCUUCCAUAGCUAGAGCAAUGAGAGAGACAAACAAAGUUGCUCUUUUGCGGUGUGUUUGGAGACAAGGUCAAGGGAGUGUCACAGUUGGGGUAUUGACGCCAAAUAUAUCCUCAAUGGAUACUAUGGUGAUCCAUCAAGCACCUUGUACCUACUUUUUUGUCUAUAUGCGCUGUGUUUGACUUCUAAAUACAAGCCUCUUCGCACCCCUCCUAUUCUGACAGUGUAUCAUUCCUUUUAUGGACAGCCAGAUUCCUUUUAUUUCAAUGUGCUUCCUUUUGCUGAAGAUGUUCGAGAAUUUCAGUUUCCAUCUUUUAGCAGCUUCCCUUCUUCUUGGCAACCAACCGAACAACAACAAGAUGCUGCGGAUAAUCUAGUUAAGAUGCUCGACCUUGUACCCUAUGGGAGAGGGGAAAUACUAAUGCCUGAUAUGACGCCAAAUCCAGUUUUAGAGGUAUGUAGCCGAGUAGCUGCCUCAACUUUGUUAGUUGCAAAUUUAUUUAUGUUGAUUAAAUGUUUCCUUUUUGUCACAAAUGAGAGAGAUGGAAUGUGAGAGGGAGAGAGACCCAAGAGAGUCAAUAACCAAAACCCUAAUCGAUAGACUUUGGUAUUUAUACCAGAAUCUCAAGGGAUCUUAGAUGGGCUGAUAGGGCCCAUACCCACGUGGGCCAAUAUGGCCAUGACCUAGAUGGAUUAAUACAACCUAGAUCCAAUAACAUAUACAUCAUUCAACAACCUCCCUCAAACUGGAGCAUACAUGUCAUAUACACCUAGCUUGUUACAUAAAAAUUACACCUUGUGAUCAUUUAGAGACUUAGUGAAUGCAAGUUGAUAUGUAGAAUUAAUGUGGACUAUAAUAAUGAGUUGUGCUUGAAUCUUCUCUCUAAUGAAGUGGCAAUCAAUUUCAAUAUGUUUUGUCCUCUCUUGGAACACAUGAUUAGAGGAAAUAUAGAUGGCCACUUGGUUGUCACAUUUAAGCUUUAUAUAGAACAUGCAUGAGGAAUACUAAUUUCUUUAACAAAAUGUCUAAUCCAUUUCGGUUUGUGCCAUUGCCAUAUAUUAUGAUUCAACACUUGAUUUUGAGACCAUAGAUUGCUUCUUACUUUUCUAAGAAAUAAGAUUGCCUCUAAGAAAAAUACAAUAAUCAAUAAAAGAUCACAUGUCUAGAUUGCAACCAGCACAAUCAACAUCUAAAAAACCUUGCAUUGUGAGAUGAUUGUUAUUCUUGUAUAGAAGUUCUCUACUUAAAUUACUCUUGAGAUACCUCAAUGUCAACAACAUCAAGAUGCUUGGUGUAUAGUGGUUCUAUGAACUUACUCAUGAUACUAGUGGCAAAUGAGAAAUUUUUUUGGAUGAGAAUCAAAUAAUUUAAUUUACCAACUAGCUGUUUGUACCUCCUUGGAUCCUUAACUUUCACCUUUAUCAAAUGAUAACUUCAAGUUAGGGUCCAUGGGAGUGGUAGUUGACCUUAUCUCUACAAGAAGAUAAAGGGCAAUCACAAUCAACCAACAAAAUUUGCUUUAGAUCACUCAAUCUCAAUCCCAUGGAAGUGUUUGAGAUUAUUAAGGUUCUUAGUUACAAAUUGACUUUGUAAUUAAGAACUUUUUGAGUUAGAGAUACCUACAUAAUUACUUCUAGUAAUGACAAUGUCAUCAAGAUAUACAAUCAACAAAAUACAACCAUCAUGCGAAUGUUUAUUAAUGAUAAAAUGAUCAACAAUAUAGUGUUACUAGAUAUGCGAAACAAGGCUUGUAACGAUUGCUUUAUGUUGUAGAGAGAUAAAGUCAAGAGAGAUUUUCAAGUGUGGAUACACUCAAUCCACAAGCUCUUUUAUGUGGUUAGAAAUUAUCUUCAUUUGUUUUACUUUUAGUUUCAGAGGAAGAAGACUCUUCAUGCCCAAUGAUUCUUCUAGAUGGCAUGGUUGAACUCUAAUGAAGAGGUUCCCUAGUGUCGUUAGAGAAUAAGGCACUUAUAGGGUCCAUAUUCACACAGAGAGUGUCGUAGAGUGUCUAAUGGUGUCAUGAGUGUAUUCCUUGAUAACAAUUAUAAUCAUAAUUUUUAAAAAAUUACUUAAUAGAUUUUUAGUCUAGUGAUCUCAAAUCCAUGAUGGAUCUCUCCUCAGCCAUUUAGUUAUUGAGAUGUAGAGAAUAAGCACAAUAUUAUUGAAAAUUUUCAGAUCAUCAUGAAUAGAUAACUUUGUCAUAUAAUCAUUAUUUUCAUGAAUUAUUUAUCUUAGCAUAUCGUAAGUAGUGGUGUAGUCAAGCCCAAAAAAUAGCACCUAGUUAAGGAUCUGUAAUAAAGUAGUAAUGUUGGGAUUAUAAUUAUUAUUGUUGGAAGUGUCACUAAGAAUAGUUGGUUAGGGAGGACUAUUGCCACCUUUUUCAAUGUUAUGAAUACUAUUGCUUCCAUUAUAUGUUAUUGGUUGAAUGUUUUGGUCGAGGAUGCAAAUCUCCUUCUUGAAUAAAAUGUAUGACCAAUAGAAUAUAAUGGAGGCAAUGGUGCUCAUAAUAUUGAGAAAGGUGGUAAUGGUCCUCCCCAAUCAACUAUUCUUAGUACUACUAAUGGUAAUAGUUGUGACCCUAACACCACUGCGUCAUUGUAGAUCUUUAGCUAGGUGUCAUUCUCUAGGUCAGACCACAUCAUUAAAUGUGACAUGUUAAGAUAAAUAAUUUAUGAAAAUAACAUUUGUAGGGUGAAGUUGUCUAUUCAUAGUGAUCUUAGAUUUUUCAAAAAUAUUGUGUUUAUUCUCUACUAUCUUAAGAACUAUAUAGUUGAGGAGAGGUACAUUAUAGAUUUAAGAUCAUUCGACUGAAAAUUUAUUAAGUGGUUCUUAAAGAAUUAUUGUUGUAGUUGAUAUUAAAGACAUGUUCAUUCAUCAUACUCAUUAAACACUCUAUGGCACCCUUUCCGUGAAUAUGGACCUUAUAGGUGUCUUAUUCUCUAGCAGUAUUAGGGAACCUCCUCAUCAGAGUUCAGUCAUGCUAUUUAGAAGAAUCAUUAGGCAUGAAGAGUCUUCUUCCCUUAAAACUAAAAGUAUAACAGAUGAAGUACACAGAAAAGAACUUGUGGAUUGAGUGUAUCCACACUUGGAAACCCCUCUUGGUUUUAUCUCUCUACAGUAUAUAAAGCAAUCUCUACAAGUCUUGUUUUGUAUAUUUAGUAAUACUUAUUGUUGUUUCGUAUAUCUAGAUCAGCUAGAUUAAGGAUGAGAACCCUCCGAUCUAGGUUGAAUUGGAUGGAGGAUAGCAGUAGUAGUAGGCAGAAGCUGACGCUGAACAGAUGAGCAGCACCAAACAAGGCAGCCCGGAAUAGAGGGCGGCUUUGGAGUAGUGGUAGGAUUGAAUAGGGGUAGUGCCAAACAAAGGCGACAUCAGGCAGCGCGAAUCAAGGGAUGACUUCCCUAGGGUUGCUGCUAUGAUACCAUGUCACAAUGAAAGAGAUCAAAGGAGAGAAGGAGAGAAACUUAGGAGACUUAGACGACCAAAACCCUAAUCAACAAUCUGGUAUUUAUACCAGAGUCUCAAGGGACCUAGAUGGAUUGAUAGGGCCCAUACCCAUAUGAGCUGAUAUGGCCAUGACCUAGAUAGGGUAGUACAGCCUAGAUCUAAUAGUAUAUGUAUACAUCUAGCUUGUUACAUAGAAAUUACACCUUGUGACCAUUUAAAGACUCAGUGAAUAUGUCUGCAAGUUGAUAUGUAGAGUUAAUGUGGAUUAUAGUGAUGAGUUAUGCUUGAAUCUUCUCUCUGAUGUAGUGACAAUCAAUUUCAAUAUGUUUUGUCCUCUCUUGGAACACAUGAUUAGAGAAAACAUAGAUUGCCACUUGGUUUUCACGUUUGAACUAUGUAAGACAUGCAAAAGGAAAACUAAGUUAUCUAGGAAAAUGUUUGAUUUUUAUCAGCUUACAUAUAGUGUGUGACAUUGCCUUGUAUUAUGAUUUAACACUUGAUUGUGAGACCACAUUGUUUCUCACUUUUCUAUGAAAUAGGAUUUGCCUCAUAGAAAAAUACAAUAAUCAAUGAAAGAUCACACGUCUAGAUUGCAACCAACACAAUCAGCAUCUGAAAAACCUUUAGUUGUGAGAUGAAUGUUAUUCUUGUAUAGCUCUCCUCUACUUAGAUUACUCUUGGGAAACCUCAGUGUGAUGCAGACAUGGAUCAAGAUGCUUGGUGUAUAGUCGUUCUAUGAAGUAUGUUGGUAACAAUUUCUAACUCAAAGAGUUUUUACAAAGGUAAUUUGCAACCAAGGACCUUGGUAUUCUCAAAUACUUUUUUGGGAUUGAGAUCAAUCGAUCUAAAGAGGAUAUCACAAUCAACCUAUGAAAAUAUAUCCUUGAUUUUGAAAUAGAUCUUGUUAGAUGUACUCCACUGAUUAUAGUUCUUGUCGUUUAAUUUCUAAGAUGUAAUGAUAUGGUUUUGGACUGUCACUGCUGGUUGUGGAGCUAUAAAAGAUUUUGAUUCAUCAGUGAUUGCUGUAAAAACAGGAAACUCACUUCAACGUUUACUUUAACCAUUGACUUUUGACGUAUGACUUUAACUGAUGCUGAACACCUCAUGACUCCUAUGGAGGGAGUGCUGCUAGGACCUUGGUAGUGACACUAGAUGUGGACUCUCUGGUCUCAGCCAGAUGAAGGAUGAUAACCCUCCGAGUUGGGCCGAAGGGAGACAGCUGGAUGGAGGAUGGUGGCGGUAGCAAGCAGAAGAUGACGUUGAGCAGAUGAGCGGUGCCGAAUAGGGCAGCCCCGGACAAGAGCAGCACUCUAAUAGAGGGCAGGUUCGGACAGGGGAAGCGCCAAACAAGGGUGACACCAGACGGGGCGAUGCUAGACUGGUGGCAGCACCAAUCAGGGGACGACGUCCCUAGGAUUUCUGCUCUGAUACCAUGUCACAAUGAGAGAGAUCAAAAGAGAGAGGGAGUUAGACCCAGGAAACUCGGACAACCAAAACCGUAAUUGACAGUCUGGUAUUUAUACCAGAGUCUCAAGGGACCUAGAUGGAGCGAUAGGGCCCAUACCCAUAUGAGCCGAUAUGGCCACGACUCGGAUGGACCUAUACAGCCCAGAUCCAAUAACAUAUACAGUAUUCAACACUUUUGAUGACUAAAAUUUCUUAGACUUCAAAAAUUGACAACUGGUUACCUGCAGUUCUGCUUGUCUUAGAUUCCUACCAUUUCCAGUUGCGAAUAUUUUACAAAACUGUUGAGUCUAAGGACAUGAUGUUGUUACACUCGGUUUUAAUAAUUAUAAUCCACGAAAAUAAACAUGUUUUCAUGCAAUAGAUUCGUACAAUGACAACAGCAUUCCUUAGUCAAUUUUCUUUUCUUUAUUUAUGCCAAUCAGAAAUUCCAUGAAAUUGGGACAGAUGGAGGUGUAAUGGCAAUUUUGGUGUCUAGUGAUAGUAAUUGGACUACUAUGCAUGUGAUUAGCAUGAUCUGUGUUUGAUGGGCGGAGGGGGAGGGGGGAAAGUCAGCACAACAUAUUAUUAUUCCAAUUCAACCAAGUCAAUUUCUUUUACAAAUCUAGCUGACAGAUUGUGUCUGGGUUGAAUUCUGCUGGUAAAAUCAUAAUCUACACCUAAAUAUGCGGGGAAGAUCUAUGACUUUGUUGUCACCAGCUGCUCAUAGAUGUUAGAUGUGGGGUUGACUUUAUAUUAUGUAAAUGUUAUCCCAGAUUUAGCAUUAAGGUCCUGAUUAGUGUUAGGUAUAUUACGUCAAGGAAUUGGUGACGGGAGCCAGCUGUGAUUAUUCAGUUGUCAACGUUUUCUGCGGAGAAACCCAUUGCAUGGGAAUCGAGUUUGACCACCCAAUCAAUGCUCCUCGUCCUGUUUCAGCGUUUCUUCCGCUUUCUUGAGCUCAAGUCAACGAAGCCAGAUUCAGAAGUUCCUCCACUUGACACAAGUCUGAGAGCGGUCACUGAGCCCGACCCAGAUCUCUCUGAGAAUAAGUCAGUUCUAGCUGACUUCCGUGGUUGCUUCGAGCUCAAGCACAACCCAAAGGUUCACCCGUCUCUCUAUCUCUAUCUUUCUAUAUAUGCAUAUUUCCUUUUCUGGAAACCCCAGUUUUUCGGCGGCCUGCUUAUCCGAAUAGUCACUCACAUUUGUUCUAGAAGAAAUCUUCAAAGCGAUCUCGAGAUGCAGCAUCAGAUGAGGCCCUGGUUCAGAGCUCAGACCCACGAGACGCGGCGAAGGUGGAGAAAAUCGGGGAUACUUCCCCCAUCGAGGAUUUCGAGGCCAUGAUCGCCCGCAGAGACGGCUCGGAGUGGGUCGUCCGGGGAAUAAGAAGCAUGAAGAUCUACAUCUCUGACCUCCUGGAGAACUCCUACGAAGGGGACGCCUACCCCAAGGCCAUCGACUGCCUGAUGGCCCUCAGAAGGGCCUGCGUCCUCGAACAGGCAAGCAUCAUCUGCCCAUGAUAUUACUAUAAUUGGGUUUUUCUGGAUUAUUAAAAAAGCGUGUUUCUCAAGGAACCCGAGGAGUUCAACCAGUUUCUCCGAGAAAUCUUCCAGAGGUGGAAGGCCACCGACCUCCGCGGCUUCUUCGAGAUGGUCGCAUCCAAGAACAUCUCCCUGAUCAGCAAGACGGAGGCGGCCGACAGGUUCCCCUGCUUGGCUUUAAUCUACUAGCGGCCACCUAAUUAUCCCUAUAAUAUUCCCACUAAUAUCGGGGUUAUUUUCCUAAACAGCGAUGCGACAGAUUCUGAGGCCAGGAGCUUUCCGGCCAAAAUCGAUUUCUCUUCUCAAUAG
This is a messenger RNA of Spirodela intermedia, 11403 nucleotides long. NCBI's taxonomy places the organism in Eukaryota, Viridiplantae, Streptophyta, Magnoliopsida, Alismatales, Araceae. The record is from the annotation of a GenBank genome assembly.